Linepithema humile (Argentine ant) is the source of this 659-nucleotide messenger RNA. RefSeq names its product Metazoan SpoT homolog-1 (gene Mesh1). Gene Ontology annotation, molecular function: guanosine-3',5'-bis(diphosphate) 3'-diphosphatase activity. Lineage: Eukaryota; Metazoa; Arthropoda; Insecta; Hymenoptera; Formicidae. The record is from RefSeq and is a predicted model, not a curated record.
UUAUAUUAUACUGAAUAAACCGGCAUGGAAGGCAGUGCACGAUCAGCAACAUGUGUCGAUUUCUCUAAAAGUUGUGAACAUUGUGAAAAAUGUAUAAAAAAGUUAUCAGAAGAAGAACUGUUAUCGCUAAUAAUAAGAUGCGUCAAUUUUGCCGCGGAGAAACAUCGGAAUCAAAGAAGAAAGGAUGUCGAUCAAACGCCAUACAUAAACCAUCCUUUAGGAGUUGCAAAUAUUUUAAUACAAGAAGGUAAGAUUUUUGAACCAGUGGUGAUUCUAGCAGCAAUCUUACAUGACACUGUGGAGGAUACAAAUACUACAUUUGCGGAAAUUGAAAAAGAAUUUGGACAUGAAGUUUGUCAGGUGGUCCAAGAAGUGACUGAUGACAAAUCAUUGCCAAAAGCUGAACGUAAACGGUUACAAGUAGAACAUACUUUCCAUAUAUCUCGUGAGGCAAAAUUAGUAAAAUUGGCUGAUAAGCUAUAUAAUUUGAGAGAUCUUGAAAAAAGCACACCUAUUGGUUGGACAAGUGAAAGAGUGAAGGAAUAUUUUAAAUGGGCAAAAGCUGUUAUAGAUGGAUGUCGCAAUACUAAUGCCAAUUUGGAAAGAGAAUUAGAUGUACUGUUUGCUCAUCAUAUAAUUCAAUAAAAAAAGAAUUGCUA